Messenger RNA from Suillus subaureus, 2466 nucleotides. Its product is annotated as Sodium/calcium exchanger protein-domain-containing protein. Gene Ontology annotation, cellular component: membrane. Lineage: Eukaryota; Fungi; Basidiomycota; Agaricomycetes; Boletales; Suillaceae. Gene Ontology annotation, biological process: monoatomic cation transport; transmembrane transport; intracellular calcium ion homeostasis. The record is from RefSeq and is a predicted model, not a curated record. The transcript is spliced from 5 exons. The coding region runs from base 1 to 2466 and encodes 821 amino acids. Gene Ontology annotation, molecular function: monoatomic cation transmembrane transporter activity.
AUGUCUAGCGCAGGGGCAAAGGCUGUCUUUGUUACAUGCCUCAUUAUCAACGUAGUUCUGUGGUCACAGAGUCGAUACGGCCAGUCUUACCAAGACCGGUCUCUGCAGUCCCUUUGGAAGCGGAACUUGAAUGGCCCAACGCUGACGACUACAGACGAGAGCUGCUCUCCUCUAUCAUAUUCGGACCUUUCAUUACAAUGCGCACAUGUUAUCGAGUCAUGUCCGUCGCCUGAAACGUUUCUAAGCAUUCCGUCCUUGUCCUACUACUUCUGCGCUCCCCCACCCUUCCGACCUCUGAUUUUCGCUGGAUUAGUGCUCUGGCUCCUGUUUCUAUUCAGCACACUUGGAAUAUCCGCAUCUGAUUUCUUCACUCCAAACUUGGCGACCAUUGCAACCUUCCUAGGUCUCGAUGAAAACGUUGCUGGCGUCACCUUUCUUGCAUUCGGAAAUGCCUCCCCGGAUGUGUUCAGCACUUUCUCCGCUAUGCGUGCAGACUCAGGAAGUCUUGCCAUCGGAGAGCUGCUUGGAGCUGCCUCGUUUAUAGUAAGCGUCGUGGCAGGCAGUAUGUGCAUCAUCAAGCCGUUUAAGGUCGAGCGAACCCCAUUCCUAAGGGACGUCGGCUUCUUUACCCUUUCCGUCAUUGCGCUGCUCGUGAUACUCCACGAUGGCCGCAUCAGAGCGGGAGAGUGCGCAUCGUUGGUAGCCAUGUACGCGUGUUAUGCCGUAAUCGUCGUCGUGGGGAGCUGGUGGGAGCGGCGGCGUGAUCGAAGGGAGAAGCUUGAAGCCCUCAUUCGAGCAGAAUACGGCGAGGAUGAAACUAUAGUAGAACAGUAUCAAGACGUAGUUGCUCCUCCCGCUGAUACACUUGCCGUGCCUCUCUCGCCACCACCACGAAUCCGGGCGUCAUCGUGUCCCCAACCCCCACGACUUGCACUCCCAACACCUUCACACACUCGCACACUGUCAUCCUCUUUCCAUGCACAGCCCCCUAGCAGGGAGCGUACACCCUCGCCCCUGAGUUCACCCCACCUCUCACAGAUGCCGUCCUUCUCGCUGGUCGGGGCGCUCGAGUUCAGACAGGUGGUAGCAAGCCUACAAGCGCAUGCCGCUUCCAGCAGCUUGUCCAUCUUCGACAGCCCCAUCACUCCCUACGCGGGUGGCCACUACCACCGACGUGGCGGGAGCCAUGCAAGUCGCACUCCAUUGAGCGAGGAGGAACCCUGGGACGCAACGUUAGGGGGACUGCCUCUGAACGAGCGCAGUCCGAGACUGCUCGUGAAUGACAUCAUCUCAGAGGGUCAUGAAUCAUCGCAAUCAUCGUCAGCGAUCAACGUGCAGGCACGCGCCUCUACUUCAAUAUCACCCAUUCCAUCCAUUUCGCACACCCCUGCGUCACCAACGGACACCGCGUCCACCACGACGACAGAAGUGGAGCCGUAUGUUCCUCCCUCGAAACUCGAGCGUGCAUGGCGGGUCGUGAAAAAGACGUAUUACAUCCUCUUCCCUGCAUUGCAUCACUUCAGAGAAAAGAAUGCAUUAGGGAAAAUAGCAAGUUUGCUUGCCGCGCCUGCAGUAAUGGCGCUCACGCUGACUCUACCUGUGGUCGUGGUCCCAUAUGACUCUAAUGGAUCUGCAUCGGAGAAAAUGCAUAAGCGCCAUCAUAACGCCGGCGAGGAUGGCCGGUUAAUGGACUUCGAGGAAGACGGCAUCGAACGUGCCUUGAUUGCGGAGGAAGUGAUGCAGCAGGAUCUCCACGAGAUCGAGUUUAAUAAAUGGCUGAUGGCUGCACAAUGUGUCCUAGGGCCUUUGUUUUGUUUAGGGGUGUUAUUCCGUGCGUAUGUUUUCUCUUUGCCCGCUUCCCUUUUGGACUUUGAAUAUGAUGCGGAUCACUUUAUGUUCCUUGCGUUAGGAACAGCUGUGUGUGGACUUGCAGUUGCUGCGCUUAUGCUCGUGUUUGCGGAUGGCAGAAGCCACCCUACUGCACGUAUGGCUCGGUGUAGUAUGGGUUUCUUGGUUGCGAUUGCAUGGAUUAUGGCAAUCGCCGAUGAGGCUGUCAGUGUGUUGCAGACAUUUGGUUUCAUCUUUGGACUCUCGGAUGCCAUAAUUGGCCUUACGAUUUUCGCAGUAGGCAACUCUCUUGCGGAUCUCGUAGCCAACAUGAGCGUAGCUGUCUUCGCCCCAAUCAUGGGUUUCUCUGCAUGCUUCGGCGGGCCCAUGGUCAACAUCCUUCUCGGUGUUGGCAUCUCCGGUUCCUAUGUGAUUUCGCAAGCUGGUGGCGAGCCAUACAUGUUGCACUUCUCAUCUACGCUCUUGAGCAGUAUACUUGGUUUGCUGACAUUGCUCAUCGCAACGCUGGUAAUCGUCCCACUGAACGGGUACGUACUAAGCCGCACGUGGGGAUUCUGUUUAGUUGGCGCGUAUUUCGUGAUCAUGGGAAUGAAUAUAUGGGUGGAGCUGAGGUGGUAG